Molecule: messenger RNA, 1857 nt
Organism: Recurvomyces mirabilis
Lineage: Eukaryota; Fungi; Ascomycota; Dothideomycetes; Mycosphaerellales; Teratosphaeriaceae
Gene: MDM31
Product: Mitochondrial distribution and morphology protein 31, mitochondrial precursor
Exons: 2
Coding region: 1-1857 (618 amino acids)
Biological process (GO): mitochondrion inheritance
Cellular component (GO): mitochondrial inner membrane
Source: RefSeq, a predicted model, not a curated record
AUGUUGCAACAAAGAAUAUACCAGCCGCAUACACAACUAAGCCGAUACUUGUCACCUCCAAGCAACGCCUUGUCGCGGGCUUUGAUAGAGCAGCGACGAUGGAAGCACGAGGACGUGCGUUCAGCGAAGGCGAGCGUGACAGAGCAGAUGCGCAAAGCCAGCGAGCAAUAUGCAACGAGAGGAGGAGGAAGCAAGCAGCACAACUUACUCGAUCGUCUACCGCAUCUGCACCGUCCGACGAAAGAAGAGCUUCUGGCAGCCGCGACUGGCUUCUGGCAUCGUCUACAGAUCCGGUUCAAGUGGUUCUCCAUACGAAGUGCUCGGCCCUUCAACUCGGACGAGAUAUUUGCCUUUGUCUCCUGGAUCUUCUGGGGUCACGUCAUCUGGAUCAUCAUCGGAACAACGACUUUCGUUUCACUCGGUAUCUGGGCGAUCAACACGGUGUUCGCGCAGGAGACACUAGCUGGAUGGGUUGGGAAUUAUCUGACCAAGUCGUCUGGCGUAAAGAUUGUUUUCGAGAGCGCUAUCGUGCCGACUUGGAGAGAUGGUGUCAUCACAUUCAAUAACGUCUUCGUGUCAAGACGACCGGGUCAACAAGAUCGUCGGCAAAGAUCGGUCAGUAAAGGAUCGUCUACUACAGCAGCAGCUGCAGCAGCAGAAGCAGCCCUUGCCGAAAAGCGGCGAGCAGAAGUCGGUGAGAAAGUGGACGACGGAAAUUACAGCCAGUUUGACGUCACGAUAGACAAGGUCAAUGUCACCCUAUCCUUCACGAAGUGGUUCAACGGCAGAGGACUUCUACAUGAUGUGGAAAUACGCGGCGUGCGAGGAGUGAUAGAUCGCACGCAUGUCUUUCCAACUGGUGAGAAGCGUGAUCCGAAGAGCUACAGACAUGAACACCACAUGGGAGACUUCGAAAUCGACAAUUUCAAGGUGGAUGACGUGCUGCUCACAGUCUAUCAACCGAAAGAUUUCCGGCCUUUCACGGUCAGCAUCUUCAAUUGUGAAUUGCCAAGACUACGAAAGCAAUGGCUGUUUUAUGAUUUCAUGUCAGCUACCAACCUGAGUGGAUCUUUUGACGAUUCGCUCUUCACUAUUCACCCGAGGCAGGUGCAUGGUAUGAGUGGCGCACAGCUUGUCAAUGGAGCAACAGUGGAUGAUGCUGAAGAAUGGAAGAAGCACAGUCGAUUUCGCAUCGAUGGUCUCAGUAUCGACCACCUUAAUCGUGGGGUCGAUGGUCCUUUCUCCUGGAUUCAAGAAGGUAACGUUGACAUCGUCGCCGAUAUUAUGAUCCCGCAUGAUCAGGACGACAGCAUAGCGAAAGUCGUCCAUGACCUCUACGAUCGACUGGAAACCACAGUAACGACAGCAGCACAGCAACAACCUUCCGGCCAUCGUAAUCCAGACGACAACAUCAUUCGCAACGAUCAAGUCGAUGUGAACGAGGGAGCGAAUCAUGAGGUAUCAAGCACCCCACAAGCCGCCGAGGACGAUCGCCUCUUGAUCAUGGACCUCCGUGUCCACCUAAAUGACGUCCGCGCCACCAUUCCCCUCUUCAACAACAAUCUCUCCUACGUCAACAACGCUCUCGUCCGCCCGAUCGUAGCCUACAUCAACGGCCGCCACACUUUCAUCCCCAUUUCCUGUCGGAUCGUGAAGACACACUCCGAAUUCGACGGGUCCUGGACGGUCUUUGAUAGUGGUCUGAUGAACGAUUUGAGUAGGGAGACGUAUGGGGCAUUUGUGAAAGAUAUCCAUGACCAGAGGCAGCAGAGACGGAGAAUCAAGAAGGUAGGGUUUUGGGGAUUGAGCGUUGUUGCGCAGGCUCUGUUUCUGGGCUUGGCGGGCCAGUUGGCUUGA